This is a messenger RNA of Aspergillus ibericus CBS 121593, 1530 nucleotides long. RefSeq names its product glutamyl-tRNA amidotransferase subunit A. Lineage: Eukaryota; Fungi; Ascomycota; Eurotiomycetes; Eurotiales; Aspergillaceae. The coding region runs from base 1 to 1530 and encodes 509 amino acids. The transcript is spliced from 6 exons. The record is from RefSeq and is a predicted model, not a curated record.
AUGCUUCCAAGCAGGGUUAUUGAUAUUCCUAGGCAGCACCUGACCCCGUUGGAGCUUGCGAUCACAGAGAGCAGUCCCGAAGCGCUUGUGGUUUCACUUGCGGCAGGAAAAUGGACUGCAACUUCUGUGACAAAAGCAUUUCUUCGACGCGCGGCAAUGGCCCAAAGGCUUACCAAUUGUAUCUACGAGCUUUUGCCCGACCAAGCCAUUUCGCAGGCCAGAAAUCUCGAUGACUAUUUUGCAGAGCACGGAAAGCCCUCAGGGCCUCUGCACGGACUGCCGAUCAGUGUCGAAGCACACACAGGGCUCAAGGGACGCGAUAAGGCUGCAGGAUUUGUCGGCUGGCUAGGUCGCAAGAGCACAGAGGAUGCAAGCGUGGUGAAAAUCCCCUUGGAGGCGGGUGCGGUCAUCUAUGCGAGAACCACUGAGCCACAAGGACUGAUGGCGCUUGAGUCUCGCAGCAAUAUCACUGGAACCACCACCAACCCUCAUAACACGGCUACCUCGGCCGGUGGUCCAUCAGGGGGAGAAUCGGCGUUGAUCGCCCUUCGCGGUAGUCCCCUCGGAAUCGGCUCGGACAUCGGUGGGAGUAUUCGUUCUCCUGCUGCGAACUGUGGUCUCUAUGGCCUCAAGCCUUCAACCGGUCGACUGCCGUUCAUUGGCAUUUCCGCAUAUGCCAUCGGCUGUGAAACCAUUUUGGGAGCGAUUGGCCCUAUGUCUUCGACCCUUGGUGGAAUCGAUCUAUUCACGAAGACCGUGCUCGGGUCAAAGCCCUGGCUCAGCGACCCACUCCUUCAUCCAAUUCCCUGGCGAGACCAUGAGUCCCAUAUACAUCAGGAUGGAAGGAAUCUUGUUGUUGGAGUCAUGUGGAGUGAUGGCACAGUCACCCCUGCACCAGCAGUGACAAGAGGCCUAACAGAGGUUGUUGAGCGAUUGAAGUUGGUCCCUGGAAUUGGAGUCAUCGAGUGGAAGCCAUUUCAGCAGAAGGCAGCUCUUGAGAUCCUGCUCUAUACUCCAGAUGGCGGCGAGGCAUUCAGGCGCCAUCUUGAGCUCUCCGGCGAACCCUAUGCACCACUCACAGCCUGGACCAUGCGCGAUGCCCCUGGUAUCGAGAAGCUCAGUUUCCAGGGCGUGUGGGACUGGACCUUUAAGCGCGAAGUCUUCCGCUACACGUAUUUGCAGGCUCCAGAGAUGGACGUCAUCCUAUGCCCUGCGUACCCCAUCCCUGCACCUCUACAUGACACUUCUCGAUACUGGGGUUAUACCUCCAUCUGGAAUCUGCUAGAUUACCCAGGAGUCGUGUUCCCGGUGACCAAGCUUGAUCCGGAGAGAGACGACAAGGACAUCACAUAUAUACCUCGGAACGAAUUUGACAGCUGGUGCUAUGAAAAUUACAACCCGCAAAGGCAGAGGGACGUCCCUGUCUCCUUGCAGUUGGUUGCAAAGCGACUGGAAGAAGAGAAACUUUUGCAAGCUUUGAAGGAGAUCAAGCAUAAGAUUGGGUUGCCCUUCGUGGACUGCCUGGCUUGA